Messenger RNA from Zeugodacus cucurbitae (melon fly), 2501 nucleotides. It is a transcript of the gene atms, whose product is annotated as RNA polymerase II-associated factor 1 homolog. Gene Ontology annotation, molecular function: chromatin binding; RNA polymerase II complex binding. Lineage: Eukaryota; Metazoa; Arthropoda; Insecta; Diptera; Tephritidae. The transcript has 3 exons. Gene Ontology annotation, biological process: transcription elongation by RNA polymerase II. Bases 173 to 1954 code for a protein of 593 amino acids. The record is from RefSeq and is a predicted model, not a curated record. Gene Ontology annotation, cellular component: Cdc73/Paf1 complex.
AUGCCAAUUUUGACAUUUCCUUCUACUCCGCAUUGCAUUCGUUUACUGUUUUCAUUUCUGGAUUUUUCGUAAUUUAUUGUGAGUUUUGAUCAAACAAUUAACAAUAUAUUUAGCGUGUGAAAAGUGUUGGUUGUAAAGCUUUUCUGCAAAACGAAAGUCACUAAGAUUAAUAAUGGCGCCGACCAUUAUUAAUACAACAUCCAAUGCGGAAAAACGACCUGUUAGGGCCACUGAGCGCAAAUCCGAAUUAAUAUGUCGUGUGAAAUAUGGCAACAGCCUGCCUGACAUACCAUUCGACUUGAAAUUCCUGCAGUAUCCGUUUGACAGCAAUCGCUUUGUGCAAUACAAUCCUACAUCCCUGGAACGCAACUACAAAUAUGAAGUGCUUACCGAACAUGACUUGGGUGUGACAAUCGAUUUAAUAAAUCGUGAUCUAUAUCAAGCCGAUCCAUAUGCUCAACUUGACCCAGCCGAUGAAAAGUUAUUGGAAGAAGAUGUGCACACACCACAUGACUCCAUGCGUUCGCGUCAGCAUUCACGCAGUGUUUCAUGGUUGCGUAAGUCGGAAUAUAUUUCGACAGAACAGACACGGUUCCAACCGCAAAAUCUUGAGAAUAUUGAAGCCAAGGUGGGUUACAAUGUAAAGAAGUCUUUGCGUGAAGAAACACUCUACCUUGACCGUGAUGCACAAAUUAAAGCUAUUGAGAAAACAUUUGGUGACUCCAAACAUGAAAUCAGCAAACAUUACUCCAAACCAAAUGUGGUACCAGUGGAAAUAUUGCCUGUGUAUCCAGAUUUCAAGAAUUGGAAAUACCCAUGUGCACAAGUUAUUUUCGAUAGCGAUCCAGCGCCUGCUGGCAAGAAUGUACCGGCUCAAUUGGAAGAAAUGUCUCAAGCUAUGAUUCGUGGUGUGAUGGACGAAAGUGGCGAGCAAUUCGUUGCCUAUUUCUUACCAACUGAAGAGACUUUGGACAAGAGACGCAAUGAUUUUGCUGAAAAUGUUUUGUACAAAGAUGAGGAAGAUUAUGAGUAUAAAAUUGCGCGCGAAUACAACUGGAAUGUCAAAAGUAAAGCAUCUAAGGGUUACGAAGAAAACUACUUUUUUGUUGUACGACAAGAUGGUGUAUUCUAUAAUGAAUUGGAGACACGUGUGCGUCUAAAUAAGCGACGUGUCAAAACUGGACAACAACCUAGCAAUACUAAAUUGGUGGUGAAACAUCGUCCAUUGGAUGCCAAUGAACAUCGCAUGCAACGUUACCGAGAAAAACAACUGGAACCAGCAGGCGAUGAGGAGGAUGAAGAAAUAGAAGAAGACGAAGACGAGGAGGAAGAGAUGGCACCAACUAAGCAAGCCACAAGUGAAAACAAUACUAAUAAAGGCGGUGAUGCUGAUGAUGGAGACGAAUCGGAACAUGACAACGCAGAAGCUGCACAAAAAGCAAAAGAUCGUCAGUCGCGCUCCCGUUCUAAAUCGCAUGCGAAAUCUAAGUCUCGUUCACGAUCACGUUCUAGUUCUGGCUCACGCUCAGGCUCUGGUUCACGUGCUUCACGUUCGCGUUCUCGCUCCAAAUCGGGUAGUCGUAGUCGUAGCGGUUCUCGAUCCACCGCUCAUUCUCGUUCACGAUCGCGUACUGCAUCCAAAUCUCCAUCACGUUCUCGCUCAGCUACACCAGCCGGUUCGCAUAAAUCUGGUUCAAAAUCACGUUCCGCGUCACCCACUUCACGUUCACCUUCGCGCUCAGUUAGUCGAUCUCGAUCCGGUUCACGUUCUCAUUCUGGUUCGCGUUCACCAUCGAAAACUCCAGCACGUUCACGCUCUCGUUCGGGCUCGAGAUCAGGCAGUGCUUCUGCUUCACGUUCUGGUUCAGCAUCACGUACGCCUUCCCGCUCAGGCAGCGCAACCCCAAGUGGUUCUGAUAGCGGUUCUGGCAGUGGCUCGGAAGCAGAAGAUUAAACACAACUCGAAAAAAAAACAUUAUGAAAGAUGUAGUUUCCGAUACAAAUAUGUGUGUUUCAAUUUCAAAAAUCAUCAAAUAGUAUUUGAAAAUAAAAAGCUGUAAUUAAUAGAGAAUGUUUUACAAAUAUAAUGGCGCCAAUGCAGAUUUGAGUUGAUGAAGUAUUAAGAUGGUGAAAAAUCUAUGGAAACGACCGAUGGUUGCAUAACAACGCUUGUAGUUUCCGAAACCGAAGAAUGUGGAGUAGACAUAGGCAUAUCUGUGAAUAAGAAAUUUCUUAAAUUGAGCAGAAGUGGUAUCUUCGAUAGUCGUACCUCGUGAGGAGGAUGUCUCCGAUAUGUCACUACGCCAUGAAGCAAAGCUGCGUGUCUUCUGCAACAUAUGUGGCAUCUUAAGACCUUUCUCCAACAUUAUUCGUAUCAUUUUGGGGCCGAUUUCGUCAUCAUUCUCCGCCAUGUCAGCAAGUUGGUUAAGUGCGCUCGAGUUACGAUAUUCGAACUCACGCAAAUCCAAUUCACGUUCAUAGGCCUCGAUGAACUCUUUGCC